UAAGCACGUUGGUUGGCCCGGUCGCUAACAGCGCGAUGCUGUUUCUAUUGGUCAUAUCUAUGUGUGGGCAAUCUUGGGGCGGGUAGGCAGCUCCGGUGUCCACACGGUCAACUGGCUGCUCUCGAUUUCUGCUGCUUCCUGGAUCGCUGCACGCCACAUCGUGGCCGCGUAUCGUGCACGCCCGCGCGCACACUCGUGCUUCGUCUCCAUUAGUAUGUGACGGGAGUGUGCGCGGUACAUCUGGAGCCAAAGUGCACGCCUCUUAUCGGAAUGUUUGAAGAUUAACAAGGUUAUCGGCGUGUCCGCGGACGUGAAACUGCUACUACUACUACCCGCAGUGUCGGCGCAGAGCUCACGAAGGCGGCCGGUGCUGUAGCCGCACCGCGCGACUGUACUGGACGGAGCCAUGACCGAGAAACGGAUGUCCCGGUGGUAUUUCGGCGGGUUGGCGUCCUGCGGCGCCGCCUGCUGCACGCAUCCUCUGGAUCUCCUCAAGGUGCAUCUCCAAACACAGCAGGAAGUAAAGAAGAGGAUGCUUGGCAUGGCUGUUCAUGUGGUGAAGAACAAUGGCGUGCUCGCUCUUUACAAUGGCCUUUCUGCUUCCCUUUGCAGACAGAUGUCCUAUUCCUUGACCAGAUUUGCUAUCUAUGAGACUGUAAGGGACGUGAUUGGAAACAAAAGCCAGGGUCCCAUGCCUUUCUACCAGAAGGUCUUGUUGGGAGCUUUUGGAGGUUUUACUGGGGGCUUUGUUGGCACACCAGCAGACAUGGUGAAUGUCAGGAUGCAAAAUGAUAUGAAACUACCAGCUGAACUGAGGAGAAACUACAAACAUGCCAUCGAUGGGCUCUUCAGAGUCUCCAGAGAAGAGGGUGUGAGGAAGCUCUUCUCAGGCGCCACCAUGGCAUCCAGCAGAGGGGCCUUGGUCACUGUGGGACAGUUGGCAUGUUAUGACCAGGCCAAGCAGCUUGUUUUGGGAACAGGGAUGCUGGGGGACAACAUGUUCACACACUUUCUCUCCAGCUUCAUUGCGGGAGGUUGUGCUACUUUCCUCUGUCAGCCACUUGAUGUUUUAAAGACUCGACUCAUGAACUCAAAGGGAGAGUACACUGGGGUACGCCAUUGCUUACGUGAAACUGCCAAGUUGGGUCCCCUGGCAUUUUAUAAGGGCCUCGUGCCUGCGGGUAUCCGUCUGAUUCCUCACACCGUGCUCACAUUCAUCUUCCUGGAGCAGCUGAAAAAGAACUUGGGAUUCGCAUCAUCUCCUGAUGGCGGCGUGUGAGUGGCCAUUACCCAGCAACUCAGAGAAAUGUUAAGGAAGAGGGGAAGCCACAAAUAUUGGAUGGUUCGGCCAUCUUGCUUCCUCUGCCUUAUCUAAUAUCGUGACGCGACGUGUUUGCACAUCCCGAGGUUUAAAUACUGGAACAAAGGUUUAUCGAAUGAUGAAAAUUUAAAGUUGUGGUGUCAAGAUUAUUGGAAUAGCCUGCUACCAUCAGAAAAAAAAACAAACACACUAUGCAUGGUUGCAGGCAUGCAGUGUUGUCUUUUAAUUUGAUUAUCUCAAGCCUUUUUUGGGACAUGUUUAUGAAAAUGACUGACAUAAUUGUGGCCUAAAUUAAUUCCCGGUCCCCUUAUUUCAAGAUAAUUACAUUGAUCCAUUAGUGUGUUGCUGAGGAAAAAAUAUGUCAAUAAAGUACUACUGUUAAAAUAAUGUCUGCCAGGGGGAAGAAAAAGUGCCAUACUAGGCCAACACAGUAUUGGCAGGUACAUAGCAUAGGCAUUGUAAGCAUAUACAGAUAAAGUAAACACGUACGUCUAAUCAAAUAUGUGAUUUAAUACUAUUCAUUCCCAUCAGUACUGACCAAAUUGACCACUAUUGUUGAUGUUGUACUCAUUUUAGAACUGGAAAUCAUCUAGUCUAUCUAGCAUUGUGGCCUCAUUCCAUCAAUAUGCUGUUAAUUCAGUUCAAUCUUUAAAGGAGUGGACUGACCUGUUUGAUUAUUAAGAUCAUCUGAUAUUCUAAUAAUGGCACCCCCUUCACCCUAUCCCCAAUUUUAAAGGUGACUUGAAUAGAAACAAAAUAAUGAAUCUUAUUAGAACAGUACAGAAGUUGUACAUGUAGUGUUUAUUGUCAAACUAAUAGCAUUUCUCUGUAAUGACUUUAGAUUCUACAAUUUUUGAGAACAGCUUUUUAUGAUAACCUUGGAUUCAUGGAUUAAACUGUUCUACACGUUUAAAAAUUUCAAAUGUUACUGGUUAAAGGAGGGAAGUUAUCGUACGUGCCAUCAGUGAUCAACUGUCGUGAAGAUUUGCCCAUUUUUCUGCUUGAAUGAGAAUCCUCGUCCUGUUGCCUUACUGUGUGUGUGUGUGUGUGUGUGUGUCCUACCGAGGGUAGCGUUACAGUGUGAUUGGGUUCACUCCCAUCAGGCUGAACUCUUACUUCGAUGGGCAUCCCAACAGCCUUGCACCUUCAUCCCAGGACAGAUUUUUAAAGAACCACCAGCUUGACUUGUGCUGCAUGUCCUUGAUAAUGUGACCUACAGAUCAGCCUUACUCAUGCACCUGUAUCGACACACACGUUGCGAUGUGUGUUCUUUAUGAAUUUUUAUUGCAAUUAAAUGACUAACUUUUUAAUUAAAACACUAAUGGAAAAGA
Messenger RNA from Syngnathoides biaculeatus (alligator pipefish), 2652 nucleotides. It is a transcript of the gene slc25a10b, whose product is annotated as solute carrier family 25 member 10b. The transcript is spliced from 11 exons. Gene Ontology annotation, cellular component: mitochondrial membrane. The record is from RefSeq and is a predicted model, not a curated record. Gene Ontology annotation, molecular function: oxaloacetate transmembrane transporter activity; antiporter activity; thiosulfate transmembrane transporter activity. Lineage: Eukaryota; Metazoa; Chordata; Actinopteri; Syngnathiformes; Syngnathidae. The coding region runs from base 407 to 1279 and encodes 290 amino acids. Gene Ontology annotation, biological process: thiosulfate transport; malate transmembrane transport; mitochondrial transport.